Molecule: messenger RNA, 414 nt
Organism: Dibothriocephalus latus
Lineage: Eukaryota; Metazoa; Platyhelminthes; Cestoda; Diphyllobothriidea; Diphyllobothriidae
Source: the annotation of a GenBank genome assembly
AUGCUCUGCGUUGGGACUUCUCUGCACUGUAUUCCACAACUGUAUCGGACGGAAUUCACCUACCUCUCUAUAUUCGGUCCUGGAAAGAAAUUGGGAAGCCUGGUGCUUUUCACCUCUUGCCUCCUUGUUAUCACGUCGACCUUCAGCCUUCAGCUGUUCUGUUUUUUCCAGGCUUUCGAUGCCCAGUUUGAUCGAUUUGAAACUUUUCCAAAGGCCUUCAUGUCAAUGUUUCAAAUCCUCACGCAGAAGGGUUGGGUUGCUGUUAUGCAUGACACCAUGGAUGUCGUCAAUUCGAACGCUGUGAUCACCGGUGUUGCAAUUUAUUUCGUAUUCUAUCAUUUGUUUGUCACUCUGGUGAGUCGCAUGAAAGCCAUUUUUGUUUUUUUAAUUAUUUUCCCCGAUGAAAAAAGCUAA